AUGCAAUCCAAGAUCCGAGAUGAACUCGCCCGCGAACUCAAGAUCCCAAGUGCAGAGCUGGAUGGCUCUCUGUGCUUCACUGCCCUCGGUGGCCACUCGCUGUCCGCACUGCACCUGGUAUCUAUUUUCAAACGGAUAGGGGUUUCCCUGACAGUUGGCGAACUGUUACAGAAUACACCAAUAAACGAUGUCCUCUCUCGGGCUCUUCCUGUCUACCGUCAAGCCAAUGAUCAAUCCGAUAACCAACCGACCUCAGGAAGUACAGACCUCAGCCACUCAGACAUUGACAUGGCCAUCAGCACAACGCCAUCUCCAUCCCUUUCUACCCCUUCUGUCCGGUGUCUGGCACCUGAAACCGUCGCCACCAUUGAGUCGCUACGCGAACGGAGCAUCCAGAUCCCAGAAAUGCAGCUCACUCUCAUACAAGGCACAUACGCCAAACCGGGGAAUAACAUCAUAGCCUACCACUGCAUGUGCCCUCUAGAGGAGCUACACGCCACGCAAGCCGCCUGGCAGCAAGUGAUCGAAGCAGAAGAGAUUUUUCGCAAAGACUUACGGAUCGAAGACGGCAACGGCCACCUCGUUGACACUGAAAACACUCCUUAUCGAUGGAGACGAGCUGAAGUCGCGGACCGCGAUGCGUUGGACGAUGAGCUCCGGAAGCCUCCAAGUUUUCGUGAUGUUGGAUUCGAGUUCCGGAUCAUCACGAUGGCUGGUGACGAUCCCAUAGCUUGUAUUCUGUGGCACGUACACCACGCGUUCAUCGACGGGUUCUCGAUGCAGAUAAUCCUGGAUAAGGUCUCGCGUGUUCUCGCUGGUCAGCCUAUAUACCCAGGGCCCUCGUUCGUCACAGUUGCAUCGGAACGAAAUGCGUUGAUCGAGGAACGCAAGGCUGAGGCCAUAGAAUACUGGGACUCACAGAAAGAAGUCCUUGACAUGGCAGGUGGUGAGACGCGCUUGCCUCGUUCCGCGGGUGCGGAUCUAUCCAAGAAUUUCUGGAAUCAUGUGGCCACAUUCACCCUGAAUAUACCACAAAGCCAACUGGGUGACUAUGCCCAUCGCCACCAUGUCACCGUCGCUUCUAUAUAUUAUGCAGCGUGGGCUCUCGUCCUCUCCAUCAUCUGUGAUUCUGAUGUCGUUCGAAUGGGGGUGGUAAUGUCGGGCAGAUCGCUGCCUGUCUCCGACAUCCUAGAUGUUGUUGGGAGCUUGGUCAACACCUUGCCCCUGGGCAUUGUAGUCCGCAAGGACGUAAAUACUGUUGCGUUUAUCUGCAAAGUGUUCCAGCAACUUCUCGAGCUCUCAACCUUCGACUGGAGCAUUCCCGAGCAUGGCUACCGUCGCCAGUUUUCCUCGGUUUUAGCCAUGCAACUUGACGUCGCAGGCAGGACUACACACCCAUCGUCGAUGACCUCGCCGUCAUCACGUAUGAAUAGCGACAUUCCCUUGAGUAUUACCGUCGAGGCAGACGGGACGAUCCAUGUCCAGUUCUCUCACGAGUACGACUCGGAACAUAUUAAUCUCCUGGGCACCUAUUUCACUAGGACAAUCGAGUGCCUGAUGAGACCAGCUCAUACCAUAUCAAUGUGCCUUGAGAAUAUCCUCUCGCUAGCUGAUCGACAAACGCUGCUUUCCUAUGGAAACUGUCUUUCAGGGCUCACGACAGAAAGUUCCGUCCACGAUAACCUCGUGGUCCUGAUGAAACAUGCGGCAGCCAAACAUCCAGAGUCUUGCGCGGCCAACCAAGGAGCGCAGAAGAUGUCCUAUCGCGAGCUUGAUCAGUGGAGCGACUCCGUAGCUACUCAUCUAGGCGUGUAUGUCAGACAAGGAGAUGUCGUUUGCGUGCACGCAAAUCCAUCAAUCUACUGGCUUGUCGCGAUUUACGGAAUCCUGAAGGCGGGCGCAGUCUACUGCCCAUUGAACACCAACCUCAAUCCUGGACUUAGGAAUAGCAUGUUCAAGUCAUCCGGUGCUGCGGUCUACCUAACGCCCCUGUGCAGUGAGAUUAGGUACCGACCCAAGGGCAAUCGAUAUGCAUGGGCUGUGGAAGAUCUGCUGCAGCGACAGAAUGAGCAGGAGCCGGAUGAAUUUCCGCAUGUCAUGUUCCCCGAGGCUAAUGCAUACCUGUGUUUUACGUCCGGUUCAACAGGGAAGCCUAAGGGGGUGCUAUGCACGCACCAGGGAUUGGUUGCCUUCCAGAAGGACCUGGAGGUCCGUCUACACGCACAACCGGGGCGGAAGAUUGCGCAAAUAAUGUCUGUGUCUUUUGAUGGGAGCAUCCAUGAAGUAUUCUCCGCCUUGAGCUACGGAGCUACUCUGGCCCUCCCGGACGCCAACGACCCCUUUGCCCAUCUCCAUGAAGUUGACACCUGCAUCUUUACGCCUUCGUUAGCCGCGAGGUUGGACCCUACGGACUACCCCAAUCUUUCGAAUGUAUAUCUCGUCGGCGAGCAGGUCCCGCAGGAUGUUAACGACCGCUGGGCGGCAAGAGUAUCCCUAUACAACAUGUAUGGCCCAACAGAAGCAACAUGCGGUGCGACAAUCAAACGCCUACUCCCAGGACAUAAAGUGACCAUCGGUCGUCCCAAUCCUACAACACGGAUCUACAUCCUCGAUCGCAACCGCCACCUCGCACCACAAGGCGUAAUGGGUCAGAUCUACCUCGCAGGUGUACAGGUGUCAAACGGAUAUAUCAACGAGCCGGAUCUAACCAAGAAGCGCUUCUUUCCAGAUUCUAUUUGCCGUGGACUGGGAGAACGAAUGUACGCCACGGGGGAUAUCGGAUACUGGAAUGAAGAUGGCGAGCUCGUCUGUCUUGGAAGGAAUGAUCGACAGACGAAACUACGGGGCUUUCGGCUGGAUCUGGAUGACCUUGAAGCACGCAUCGCUGGACUACCCGACGUCGCAGCCGUAGCUAUAGCCCGAUACGAGGAUGAUCUUGUCGCCUUAGUUCAGCCGGCGACAGUCUGUGUGGCGGAGUGCAGGAAGCAUAUAUCGACUGUUCUUCCUGUCCAUGCUAUACCGCGAUACAUCAUUCCUGUAUCCCAAUUUCCCAUGACACCUGUCGGCAAGCUUGACUAUAAAGCUAUCGUGCAGAAUGUGGACGUGAGGAGGAUGUCGAGGCUAUCAAACGAGAUGAACACGACAGAACGGAAGACCACCAGUAUCUGGGCUGAUAUCCUGGCUGUUAAGGAAAUUGAAAUAACCCCCGAGACAGGUUUUCUAGCAAUGGGUGGUCAUUCGUUGCUACAACUGCGACUAGCCAGUCGUCUCAGCAAAGCAUUCAAUAUUUCCGUCCCUCUCACAACGAUAAUCGAAGCCGCUACACUUCGGGACCUAUCUGUUGAGAUAGAUAAGUUGCGAGAACGAGAGUGUCGGGGGGCGGUGCACGUGUCUAGCGAGUUGGACGAAGGCGCUGUCUCGCGAAUGGAGGCUGAGUGGAUUUCCAAGUACGCCUGUAGCGAGAGUACGACCUCAUUCAACGUGUCUUUUGCCUGUCAAUUGAGCGCCUCUGUUGAUGUGGACCGCUUGAGGGAGGCUUGGAAUGCUGUCAUAGCAGCUCAUGACAUCCUCAGAUCCCGAUAUACUGUCUGCGGAGGACAGCCUAGGCGUGUAUAUUCGGAUCGAGCACCGGUUGUGCGAACAGUGGACAAUUAUGACAUCCUGAAGGAGAUAAACCGGCCUUUCAACAUCUUUGAGGAGGACAUUAUCCGUGUCAUCAUGUCGCCCAAUAUGCUGCUUAUCACUGUCAGCCAUAUCGUCUGCGACCUCACGACAAUGCAGGUGCUACUCAACGAAGCACAACGCGUCUACCAAGGCGCCACCCCCAGGAGCGGCACUCCGUCAUACAUGGCAGCUGAUGCCUGGUAUCGAGUCGCGCCAGACGGCGACUUGGCAUUCUGGACAACAUACCUUCGAGGCGCGCCACGCCCAACAAGGAAGCGAGCCAGCUAUGCAGGAACCUCGCGCGUUAGUAUACUUCCACAAGAAACAGCUUUCGCGAUGAAUGCCUUCAUAAAGGCUUCGCCAUUCAGCCACCAUCAAGUUGCCCUUGCUGCAGUAUCCCUCGCUCUCCACACCCAGCAAGGUCACAUAGAUACUCUCCUCGGCGGCCCAUUUCUUAACCGCUGGUCCGAGAAUGACAUGAACACUAUCGGAUUAUUCCUGGAACCACUCCCCUUCCGCAUCCAGUUCGACCUUACGACCGUCCCCGAUGCGGACGCAUAUGCAUUCCUGCGAUCUAUACAAUGUUCGAGUCAGGCCGCUAUAUCACAUGCUGUCCCCUGGCAAGAACUGCUGUGUCACUUGAAUAUCACGCCAGGGUUUCCGAAUCACCCGCUCUUUGAGAUGAUGGUGACAUUUCACAACAGGGCGAAUGGGCUCACAUUUGAUGUUGAUGGGGCUGCUCCGUUGUAUACCUGGUCUGAGGGAUCUAAGUUUGGUCUCAUGUGCGAGUUUACAGAAUUGUCUGACGGGGAGAUCUUGCUCCGGUUGGAAUAUGAUGAGAGUUUAUAUCCACAUACGGCGAUCUGUAUGAUUGAAAGAAAGAUUGUACUUACUAUGGAACUCUUGGCAAGGAAUGCCUUUUAUACUGAGAUGAUGCGCCGGUUGCACGAAGUCGAAAUGGAGACAUCUAACCCACAGUCUAAGGAUCCAGCAGACAUGUUUCUAUCGCCAGUGAGGCGCCCAUGA
This is a messenger RNA of Penicillium arizonense, 4689 nucleotides long. It is a transcript of the gene gliP, whose product is annotated as nonribosomal peptide synthetase gliP. The record is from RefSeq and is a predicted model, not a curated record. Gene Ontology annotation, cellular component: cytoplasm. NCBI's taxonomy places the organism in Eukaryota, Fungi, Ascomycota, Eurotiomycetes, Eurotiales, Aspergillaceae. Gene Ontology annotation, molecular function: phosphopantetheine binding; catalytic activity. Gene Ontology annotation, biological process: amino acid activation for nonribosomal peptide biosynthetic process; secondary metabolite biosynthetic process. The transcript has 2 exons. The coding region runs from base 1 to 4689 and encodes 1562 amino acids.